CACCAUGUGGGGCUUUAUGAGGUGCUAGAGGCUGAAGGCAGGUCCUGUUGGCAUGGGAGACAAGCACUGAGCAGCAUACCCAGCCCUGUUGUUCUGUUUGUUUUCAUUAUUCUUAACCAGACUUCCAUUCCAGCUGGGGGCACUCCACCACACCCAGGCUCAGUGUAGCCAAGAUGCUCGUGUGCGGCAGCUGAAGAUGGCAACAUGGGCACAUCUAAAGUGCAAAGCUGGAGAAAACUAAAAACUCACGAAACCGGAAUCCGCAAAGGCCUCAGAAGGAACCUGAACUCCACCUCCCAGCAUGCAUUUAAUCAGCAUGUGACUUCUCCUGCACAAAGAUCUGAAGCCUGUCUUCUGAAGAAAUCUGGAGGACUGUGUGGACUCCCUGUUCUAAACCGCAGGUUCCACCAUGGGCCGACUGGAAGGGAAAGUCAUUGUCCUGACGGCUGCCGCUCAAGGGAUCGGCCGGGCUUCUGCGUUAGCUUUUGCAAAAGAAGGAGCCAAAGUCAUAGCCACAGACAUCAAUGAGUCCAAACUCCAGGAACUGGAAAAUUACCCAGGCAUUCAAACUCGAGUCCUUGAUGUCACAAAGAAAAAGCAGAUUGAUCAGUUUGCCUCGGAAGUUGAGAGAAUUGAUGUCCUCUUUAAUGUUGCUGGUUUUGUCCACCAUGGGACCAUCCUGGAUUGUGAGGAAAAAGACUGGGACUUUUCAAUGAAUCUCAACGUCCGCAGCAUGUACCUGAUGAUCAAGGCAUUCCUUCCCAAAAUGCUUGCUCAGAAAUGUGGCAACAUUAUCAACAUGUCUUCUGUGGCCUCGAGCAUCAAAGGAGUGGAAAACAGAUGUGUAUACAGUGCCACCAAGGCGGCUGUGAUAGGCCUCACAAAGUCUGUGGCUGCAGACUUUAUCCAGCAGGGCAUCAGAUGCAACUGUGUGUGCCCAGGAACGGUUGACACCCCAUCUCUGCAAGAAAGAAUACAAGCCAGAGACAAUCCCAAAGAGGCACUGCAAGGUUUCCUAAACAGACAGAAGACGGGGAGGUUUGCCUCUGCGGAAGAAGUGGCUCUGCUCUGCGUGUACUUGGCCUCGGAUGAGUCUGCCUACGUAACGGGCAACCCUGUCGUCAUCGAUGGAGGCUGGAGCCUGUGACUGCAGGAACUCCUUGCUGAGAAGGCAGGCCCUUCCUAUGCACAGAGAAAAGAAACUGAUUCAAUGAUCAGCUCUCCUAUGGAUGACACUCAUGAAAACAGCCCCUUUGAAUGAUUGUUCCAGAGUGGGAAUCUUUAAAUAGACUCUCGUCUCUUCUGAAACUAUGGUAAAUAAAUCAAAUAAAGUGUAUAAAUAAAUC
This is a messenger RNA of Peromyscus eremicus (cactus mouse), 1346 nucleotides long. RefSeq names its product 3-hydroxybutyrate dehydrogenase 2 (gene Bdh2). NCBI's taxonomy places the organism in Eukaryota, Metazoa, Chordata, Mammalia, Rodentia, Cricetidae. Gene Ontology annotation, biological process: siderophore biosynthetic process. Gene Ontology annotation, molecular function: 3-hydroxybutyrate dehydrogenase activity. The record is from RefSeq and is a predicted model, not a curated record. The transcript has 12 exons. Gene Ontology annotation, cellular component: cytoplasm. The coding region runs from base 410 to 1147 and encodes 245 amino acids.